CUCUCUCCCAUACUACUCAACUACCUUGGCAGUCUGGAAAGGUCCCAAUCUACUUCAAGUUGCAAAUACUGUCUCAGUUCUCAAGAAAGAGCUGUGCUUCACAGGCUGGUGCUCUUAAGGUUGGGCUCAGGAUGCUGCUGCUGGAAGCUGCAGAGCUUUGUCUGUUGAAGUGAGAUGCCUUGGAGUCAGCUGGAAGAUACCUCCUUUCUGCACAGAAAACAAGAAACCCCUCUGCCUGAAUCUUGCUGCUGAAUAGGCUGGCUGGAUUAGUGUUCGCCUUGAUAUCUUUUUCUCUCAGUAUGAAAGAUGCAGUGACAAUGGAGUUAAGCUGCUCUGAAGUACCUCUUUAUGUAAGUCCUACAACACUAGGCUUCUGCCUGGAGAGUUGCUUUCUUUCGGGUAACAGCUCAUUCAAAAUCAGGAUGAAUGAAACUGAAGUCCAUUCUCUGUUUUUCUGAGACUGGAGGAUGUUGAAUGUUGCUGUCUGAUGACAGCACAUGUAAAAGUGGUAGUUUCCAGUAGUGCAGUUCAGCUCUCUGAAGGAAGUCUUAAAUUAUUUCUCUUUUGUGAUAAUUAUUUUAUUCUCCUUCAGUAUUCUCAAUUGCAAUUUUCAAAAUCAGUUUUACUGCCUGUGAAGAGACACCUCUCAUUUGCUUUCCCACAAUUUUUUGUUGUUUUUUUCCUUACAAAAUUCCAAACUACCAUUCUCUCAGUUUCCACAAAGCAGGAAAUUUUGUGUUAUGUAAAAAAAUAAGUUGAGAUUUAUAAUGAAAUGGAUUUUUUUCUGCAAAACAAUAAUUGCUUAGUUGCUUAAAAUAGAUGUAAAAUAGAAAUAAUUGCUUAAAAUAGAUGAACUACAAGUUAAAAAACAAGUAGUCGUGUGACUGACGACCUACAUUAGAUAACUUAAAUUUUUUUUGUGCCUUCAGGGAGAUGUGAUUGUGAGUAAUAAAUCUUGGGAACUCUUAACAGUUAUUAUUUAAACAAGUUACUGUGUUUUUUUAUACCUGUUCUGCUUUGCAAUGAGGGUAGCAGGGGUACAUGGAUGAUGCCUAGUGGAAAAAUGAGAGAACAGUGAAUGGUUUUCAAAAGGGUGGCAAAAGAUAAAACAAAGAAACAAAGAAACAAAACAAUUAUCUUAUCAUAAUUGAAGUGCCUUUGCAGUGUGUUUGGGAAAAUCAAAGAGUUCUGAGUGUCCUGAAAAAGUCCAUGAGUAAGGGCAGUUUUCUCCUUUAGUUAGAUCCAGUUAUUCCAUAAGUUCUGGAAACGCCUUCCAAGUAUUUCUGCUUUAUUUAAGUGACUUUGUUGGAAAACACAAUCAAAUCAGCAUUUAAGUUAAACAUGAAGGCCCUUUCUGAUUGUUCAGUUCCUUUGUCAGUUUUUAUUAAGCAGUUCUUUGACAAGCUGAGCUUGUCUAAAUACUGUUCCAUCUCCAUCACCUGAAUGUUGCUGCCAUGUUCCAUAAGCAGGGAUAGAGAAAACAUCUCUGGAAAACUGAGGAAACAAGACAAAUAUUUGCCCUGCUGUGAAUUUAGGUAUCUGUCUGAUGUGUUCCAGUCCCUUCUAAAAGGCCACAGUGGAACUACAGAAUACCAUGUCAUGGCAAUUGCACACUGUUCACAUGUGACUUCAAAUAUGUCAGCGUACGGUUCUAACACAUUGUUUUCCACAAGAAAAGUGAAAGAGAUCAAAAGGUAGGAAGUAAUAUUUUCCUUCCAGCUUCUGUGAAAGCAUAGGUUUUGUUCAUUGAGGGAGGGAGAGAUCUGCUGUAUGUUGGGUCCAAAAUUAGGAUUCUUUUCACACUGUGUGUAAACAUGCUUAGCAUCUAUAUCCACUGGGUUUUACCCUCUUCUUUGUGGUAAGGAUGCCUGUUUUGAGAGGUUUGCAUUUCAUGCCACACUGAGAAUAACUGCAGUUUUGUGUUUAUAAUACACAUUUUUGAAGAUUAUAUGUAGGAUAUUUUGUUGAUUCACUCUAUGUGAGCAGCUGUUAACACAGCUGGAGCAUGUGUCCAUACAGUGUGGCUUCUUCAAACUGUCACACUUCAGCAUGAAAUGUGGCACUGAAUUACUGAAUUUCUUGGCAAAUUUAAACUAGUAUGUGUAAUCUUGUUGGUCUAGUGAUGGCUGUUCUGUUUUGUUACCUAAGAGGGAAUGCUUUCCAAAAGCUCAAGGAUCUUGCUGAUUUGAUAUAAUUUUUGUGAAACAUCAUUUAAGAAUACUCUAUGCAAUUCCUCUAUUGUGAAAAUGCAUUAUUUAAUACACUUCUUCUCUAUUUAAUUUUGGUGGCAGAAGUACAUUAAAAUCUAAUUACAGCAGACAUCGGUGCCAUGAUUUAAAAAAAAAAGGUAAUGAAACAGAAAAUCAAGCAUUUGAAGCACAUUUCCUCAGUUAAUUUGAAGAGCUUGUUUCUGCCUUCUAGGCAGCAAAUUAUUGUUAACCACUCUAUAAAGUUACUCUUUACAAGCCAAUCUAGUGUUCAGGACUGAGGACACUGACAUAGUUCAUAGUUCAUCAUUUUUUAAUGCUAAUAAUUCAUCAUUUAAGUAUAUAGAACUUGAAUGUAAGUAGCUUUUGCCCUCCUAAAUUAUGCUUUUUUUAAACCAAUACAAAUAAAAAUAUAUUUAGCCAAUUCUAUCUGUAAGAGGAGCAGCAAGCUGAGUUUUUAAUUUCAUUGUACGCAUAAGACACAAUGUGGAAUAAAACCUCACUAUCUUCUGGAAGACACUGGUCUCAUUGUAGAUGGAAAAAAGGCUAUUCAUGAACAAUGAAAGAUAAAAGCAAAAUAUUUGAUGAAGCACUCUUCAGAUAUUAAAGAAUUUAUGUAUGUCCGUUGUUCCUCCUAUUGUAAGCAGUUUUUAGUGUGGAGAAACAAAUCUCCCUCAUGGAAAAGCAUUCCUUCUUAUUUAAUGGCAAGUAACUGGGUUUUGUUAGUUUUAAAUAAAUGUUAUUGAUUACCAACUUUGAUCUUUGAUAUUGGCAAAGAAAUACCUUACUGCCAUGGGGCAAACAUACUGUGGAAGUAGUGAGCUCCCAAGAGCAGUAAAUAAGUGUUCUCAGCAGUUUGUAAAUUAUUUUCUGCUGGGGGCCUUAGGAAUGUUUCCCAUGGGAGCGGGAGAGAUAAAUAAAUAAAUAAAUAAAUAAAUGCUGAGCCACAGGGGCUACUUCCAGCAAUUUUGUGGAGCCACCAAAGGGACCUCAUCUCCCCAGGAGAUGGUGCUGAAGGGUAUGUAUCUGUCUUUCCAAAGGAACUUUUGGAAUUCUCUGUGAAGAGGCAGAAGAACAGGCUCCUGCCUUCAAGACUCAAGAUCUUCUGGAAAUUAGAACUUUCAUUUGCUCUUGUGCUGCAAGGUGCUUACUAUUCUCAAAAUGUACACUCCUAAGGUAUCGCAUGUUCCUGUGUAACCACUGGAGCUGGCUUGAAGUCCUCAAGGUUUAAGCUUAAUUACCUUCUCUUGUGUUCUGUUAUACAAAGUCAUCCUCUUAAGGUGCCCCUGCUCCAAUGUUUUUACUUGGGGACAGUUUUGUUUCUGACACUAUUACAUCUUCCUGGGUGAAGCAUAGGUGCUAAGGAGAGAGAGGUGCUUAAUACUGAUGUAUGGAAGUAUUCCUACAGGGAAGUUUUGGAGGGGUUCUUGGCUGGGUUGGGGAGGGCAGAGAGUAGGAUGUGGCACCAGGCUGCUUGCAGCUACAGUGUCUGAGGAGACUCUCAGACUUUGGGUAAGCUCAGUGAUGAUCUUAGCCUGGGCUGGGUCUGCAGAGUGCCAAGCUCUAUUCCAGCAUGAUUUUGUGUGAUUUGGGUGGGAAGCGGCAGUAGGACUUAGGUAUUGAUUGUGAGUAGGUGAUUGUCUCCCUUGCCCAAGCUGUCUGCCUUCCCAGUUCCUCCAUGCUGUAGUUGAUGUUUGAAGAAGGGUGGAAAGGGAUGAUUUUCCAUGGUUGGAUACAGCUUGUGUAUUUGCUGCUCUUGCCAGGUAGUCGGUAUCUUCUAGCCAGCCCUUUGUGGAAAGAUGGUUUCUGGCCUGUCUUGCCCAUUCUGUGCUUUCACAUUCUUUGCUUGCAGUGGGUCUGGCCCUAAUUCUGGGCCUAUCUGUGUGUUCAGUGAGGCUGAAAUGACUGCCUUACUUAGACUUCAAAACACAAAAAGUAAGUGUGGUUUAAAAUGUGAAUUUGUAUUGGCCUUUCAGCAUACCUUUGCUAAUGCACAGAGCUGUGUUGCAUGGAGCUGAUCCAGCUCUGGCUGGAGUCAGGAGCAAUUUGCUGUUGUCUGCUCUGGGAGCCUGGUCAGGUCCAUCAUAGAACGCCUGCAUGGGGAUGCACAAAAGAGUAUGCAAAGGCUGGCCUCUGGAUGCAGGCUUGCUGCCAGAAUGAGACUGAGAAAAUGUAUUUGAAAGUAUGGGACCUGUUUUAAAAAAUAUGAAAGAAUACAAUGGGUGCUUCAAAAGGUGUCCAUCAGCAGGCAGAUAAUUUUUGUUCCACUGGUGUAUUAAUUUUUUUCCCCUCAGUCCUUAAACUGAGAUUUUUCUGGGCAGGGACUUUGUGCUUACAUGUUUUUGUGUAGUGUCUGCAGCAGUAGAGCCCUGAUAUUACAUAGGACAUGAGAAUAAUAACUGGUCUGAUUUGUAUAUUUUAAACCAAGUCAACUGAAAGAGAUUACUCCUUUUCUUUUAGUCAGCAGUUGCAUGUCGGAAGGGAAGUUAAUUUUCUUAUUGCAGAAAUUUUCUGACCUAUGUUAAUAUCUCUUUCUUGAGCUUCCUAAUUCCACCAUAUUACUUCAUGCAUGAACAUAAGUUGUGUCCCUGACAGCAAAACACUGAAUGAUAUUUUCAAUGAUAGAUGAGCAAGAACAAUAAUGUAUGUUUAAGCAGUGGGUUUAAAUUUUUUUCUAUUUCUUCUGCUUUCUCCCCUCUCCUUUCUGAUGAAAGCAUUCCAGAUAUUUUUAUUUUUAUCCAGUGUUUCCAGAAUGAAAAGAUAUUCCAUUUAUUUAUUUAUUUAUUACUUAUUUAUGUUAUGUUGUUACCAAAUAGGACUCUGAAAAUUUUUCUCCAACUUUGCUGCUGUCUCAGUUUGAUAAUUAGCUAAACACAGCUUUAAGACUGGUGGUGGCAAGGUAAGGAAAAUAAAGUCAGUUUGAUGUAAAGUGCUGAUUUGCUGUAGACCUGUGCUGCAGUCCAGACUGUUUAAAAACACUGGUAGAUUAAUUCUGCAUGAAUGGUCAGUUCCAUGACUGUCUCUUAUACUGCUGCUGACAUAGAGCAGCCGUAAAGACCACAAAGCCAGCAAAAGCUCUGUAUCGUAUGCUCUCACUGAUGCCUUAGGAUUUUAGCUUUAAUAUUUUUCAUGUAUUUGUAAUCCUGCAAUUCUUUAGUGUAUAACUCUAAACUCCAUAUAGAGUGCUAUUUAGUGCUUUCCCAUUUUGAUCAGAAAAAACAAUUCCUCUCCAGGCCUGGGGAUCAAGGGUUCCUCACUGUCUCAGGCCCUGAGAAAUGUGGACAAAAUGUGGACGAAAUGUAGACAAUUACAGCUGCAAGUAAUGAAGUCAAUGCUGGGCAAAUGGGGGUGGGAGCAAACUUGGGGUAAACGACUUCAUUACUUGCAGCUGUAAUUGGAAGAUUAACCCCCCCCAAAAUGCAAACAGACCAAACAUAUAAGUACAAAAACCCAUGACCCAUUGUCCUCUUUCGGGAGGCCUUGUCUGCCCUAGAUGUACCUGAGGGCCCUUCAAUAAAUAGAAUUAUUUUUGUUCCCUUAAUUUUUUCUGGUCUCUGUUUUUAGGUAUCUCCAGCAGACACCAUCACUAAUUCAGCAAAAAUGAGGCUGUGUUCCCAGAGUCUGACAUGGGUCAGAGUAUUAAUUCAAAUGAAGUUGAGACAGUGGAAGGUCCAAAAAUGCCCUGCAGUACAACACGCUUUGUAGAAGAGCACAGACACUCUACCCUUGAUGUUCUUAGGAAAUUGAAGUCUGCCCCUACUUUCUUUGCUGCAACCAGACUUUCUCCCAUGCUGAGUGGAAGUGAUGAAGUAUAUGCAAACUGCAUGGUAGUAGACCAAGCUGGAGACUUAAAGCCUAACUACAUUCAUGGAGUUGGUGUCAGCAGUGAAAUGUGUGUGAACUCUACCAACUCAGUCCCGAUGGAUACGAGCUCUUCGUCUCCCUCCCUUGAGGAGAAUGAUCAAUUUAUGUAUCUCCCAAAUGAAGAACGUCAAAGGCCAGUAAAGAGAGAAGAAAACACUUUAUUAAGACAUGGCAUUUCAUCUUCUCAUCUGUAUGUAGCAGAUUCAUAUCUUCCAUUCAAGACCCAUGGAUUUAUUAAGGAUCGGGGCCAACUUUAUGCUGACAUGAAAAGAAGAAGUUCAAGUCUUGAUGACCUUGAAGUAGACAAUGGAAGUGGAGGUGUGUCGGACAGAUCCCAUGUUCACUACCGUCCCCUCAGCUCUUCAGAGGCCAUGGCUUCUAGCAGAGAUGGAUUGGACUUAACUACCAGUCUGCAGCCCAAGGAAUGCACAGUGUUUGGAGUUCGGUCACGCUCCUAUUCCUACUCCUCAUCCAAAGGUGUGGUGGGAAGACCUCGCAUUCCUCGUGAUUUUGGAGCUGGGGAUUCAAAUGGAGAGUGCGCGUACAGCCUGCCCGAGCAGUGCCGGGAGCAAAGGUACGGGUGUGUGUCACGGAGAGCCGGCAGCAGGAUACAGGAAGAAGGAUGGAAUAAAUAUGUUGUACCCUCAAAAAAUGAGUCUGAAAAAUAUAAAGUGAGUCGGACUUUCAGCUUUCUGAUGAACAGGAUGACCAGCACACGGAAUAAAGGCAAGACAAAAAGUAAAGAUACCAAAGAUAAGGAGAAACCAACCAGGCACAAUUUUACAAAUGGGACUUUCCCAGGAGUUAUCCCAUGUAUGGUUUGUGAAAAGGCCCUCCUAGGAAAGGAGUCACUGCAGUGUUCUUAUUGCAGUGUGAUUGUGCAUAAAAGCUGCAAGGAGUGCGCUCCUGUGUGCACCAAGAAAUCCCAGGAGAAAUACCAUAGUAGAAACAAGGUCCAAGUUGGUGUAACAAAUUCCCUGCCUGGAGACAUUUCACAGAUCGUGCUGGCCUCAGUGCAUCCUUCUUUCUCAGUGCCUAUUGGACUGUCUCCUGGAAAGAGAGAAGCCUCACAACAGCCCUACCUCUUGUCCAAAAGUGUCCCCAGUGCCAGUUUGGAAAGAAGAGUUACACAAUUUUCUGGACAAGACUCUGAGACUAGCACCUGGAAGUCCAAGUCACAGUCUGAAGAGAUGUUACAAGCAUUAGGGACCUUUUCUUCAAUGGAUGCUUUUAUGAUGGAAGAUGAUGUGGAUUUGUCUCAGUGGACUGAUCUCUGCACAGAUGCAGAAGAGUUUGAGGCAGACUCCUGGAGUCUUGUUGUGGAUCCAAUGUUCUGUAGCAAGCAAGAAAAGGAUGUCGUCAAGCGGCAGGAUGUCAUAUUUGAGCUGAUGCAAACAGAAGUACAUCACAUCCAUACCCUGUUCAUUAUGUCUGAAAUAUUCAGGAAGGGGAUGAAGGAAGAACUGCAGCUUGACCACAGCGUAGUGGACAGAAUAUUCCCCUGCUUAGAUGAGCUACUGGAGGUGCACAGGCAAUUCUUCUGCAGAAUGAAGGACAGGCGGCAGGAAUCAUGUACAGCAGGGAAUGAGCGUAAUUUUGUCAUCAGCAGAAUUGGAGACAUCCUUGUGCAGCAGUUUUCAGAGGAAAAUGCAACUAAAAUGGAGAAAAUAUACGGAGAGUUUUGUAGCCAUCAGAAAGAAGCUGUUAAUCUCUUCAAAGAGCUGCAACAAAACAAGAAGUUCCAGAAUUUUAUUAAACUGAGAAAUAGCAACCUGUUGGCACGACGCCGAGGAAUCCCUGAAUGCAUUUUGCUCGUCACCCAGCGAAUCACCAAAUACCCUGUUCUGGUUGAAAGGAUAUUGCAAUACUCAAAAGAAGGAACAGAAGAACAUAAAGACUUGUGCAAAGCCCUUCGUCUAAUUAAGGAUAUAAUAGCAACAGUAGAUUUGAAAGUGAAUGAGUAUGAGAAAAAGCAAAAGCUGUUGGAAAUUCUCUGUAGAACUGAAAACAAAACAUACACAAAGCUGAAAAAUGGCCAUGUUUUUAGGAAGCAAGACUUGAUGAGGAAAGAGAGGAUCCUUCUUCAUGAAGGCUUAGUGUAUUGGAAGACAGCGACUGGUCGGUUCAAAGACACCUUAGCUCUGCUUCUCACUGAUGUACUACUGUUCUUACAAGAAAAGGAUCAAAAAUACAUCUUUGCAGCUGUUGACCAGAAGCCCUCAGUUAUCUCCCUUCAGAAGCUCAUUGUAAGAGAGGUAGCCAAUGAAGAAAGGGGGAUGUUUCUGAUCAGUGCUUCAUCUGUGGGGCCUGAGAUGUAUGAGGUUCAUACCAGCUCCAAAGAAGAACGUAACAAUUGGAUGAGGCAUAUUCAAGAGGCAGUGGAAAGUUGUCCAGAGGAAGAAGAAGAAGUAAAAAUGAGUGAAUCUGAUGAGGACAGACGUAUUGCUGAGGCCAAGGCAUACAGAAUUCAGAAAUAUCAAGAAUCACUGAGUAACCAGGACCAGCAAAUCUGCAGUUAUUUAGAAGAAAAGUUGCGUAUUUAUGCAGAACUGGGAGAUAUGUGUGGGUUUGAUGAUGUCCAUUUAGAACCUCACCUACUUAUCAAACCUGAUUCCAGAGAAACUCCACAGGCUGCUUCACUGCUGGCAGCAGCACUCAGAGAAGUUGAAAGUCUCCACACCGCUGUAACAACGUCACAAGUGUGUGAAACAGACAGAUCACCUGAGGAAAGUACUGAGGAAUUAAGUGUGAAGCAUAGAUUUGCUACCAAUGAAAUACUGGAAUCUGUUCUGGGUGAUGCAGAAAGAAAAGAAACUGAAGAAUCACCAGAAAUUGAUCUCAGUGUUGAAAAGGAAAUGGCAGGUGAUCUUGAGGAUAAGGGAGCAAAUAUGAAUUUUUCAGAAUCUACAGGGACAGAGAUUGUACAAGCAAUCCAGAACUUAACCCGUCUCUUAUACAGCAUGCAGGCAGCACUGGCUAUCCAGGACAGCCACAAAGAGCUCCAUAGGUUACUACUGCAAGAGAAUGAGAAGACCAGUCGGAGUCACGGUUCUCGGCUGAACCUCAUUUUGGAACAAGAGAAAUGUCAGAAUCUGGAAAAACAAAGGGUGCAACUGGCCAGCAUAGACAAAACGAGGCAGCAGUUCCAGCAGGAGCAGCAGCGGUGGCUGCGAGAAUGCGACCAGCGGCAGCGGGAGCAGGAGGCGAGGGCGGGCCGGCUGCAGCAGCGGGAGCGGGAGUGCCGGGCCCAGAAAGAGCAGCUGGAGCAGAGCCGGCAGAGACUGGCGCUGCAGCUGCACGAGUACCAGCAGAGUCUGGAGAGGCUCCGGGAGGGCCAGAAAAUGGUGGAGAGGGAAAGAGACAAUGUGAAAAUGCAGAAGAAACUCGUGUGGCACUGGAAACAUGGUCAGCAAAACGACCUGUUUUCACACACAGGAGACUAUGAGAUAAUGGGACAUAAUCAAUUGGACAGCUUACAUGGUGAAAAUGCAUUCUACUUCAAUGAAGCUGUAGUGUGUGUGUCUCUAAGAAGAAUCAACAGAUCAAAUUCUUCUCUCGUUUAUGAGGACGGUGUGUAUGGGAUGAAUAUCUCAAAUUCUGAUGUAGCAGGGACUAGUGAAAAUCAGAUGGACCUCAAAAUGGACACUUCUUGUCAGCCAGCAUUAACUAGUGCACAGUGGAAAUCCACUAGUCCUUACCAGCAGAUGUCUUUUUCCUGCAAAAGCAACAAGGAUUCCUUCAAAAAUGAUCUUAGCACAUCAGAGACCCACGGUUCCCAGAAAAGUGUUCCAAACCAUGGAUCCAUCCAGUCACCACAGGUAGAUGAACUGCUGCUGAACCACCAGCCUGAGAGCCUGCAGGAUGCAGAGAGUGGAGCCAGAGUAGAGGAAAAGAUUGUUUACCUCUGAUAACUUGUUUUCUAAUCUCAGUAGCACUUUGGAAAGACAACUGUAUUUGCUUUUCUAAAUUUCUGUAAUUGUUCUCUGUAUGACCAUCUGGCUUUAAGGGUAGUAUUUAAUAGUAAAUGCAAAAUUUUCCCCGUGAUAAAUAUAGCAAGUAAGUUAUUUUGAAGGCAUUGUUGUAUAAUCUUUAAUUUAUGACAUGAUUUCAAAUGCUUUGCAAGAAGCAAUGAGUAGCAGGGGAGACACCAAGGACUGUGAAAGCUAGUGUAGAUUUUCUUGAGUCCUCUUCUUACAAGCAUGAGCUAAGAGAGAUGGGUCUGCUACUUGAGAUUUCAGUGUAUAUCAGUAACAGCUGUGAUAUAACAUGAGAAGACAGCAAUGUAACAAUGAUGGCUCAAAUCUAUGCUGAAAUGUGCUAUAUACCCUUAGCUGGUGGGUCAUUUUCCUUAUCUUCUAGCUCAGGAACUGCUCAGAAGGGGAUGUUUUUUAUGGUCUGAGCAUAAUUGCAUAAUUGUAAGUGUUUUCUCAUGUCCUAGGGCUUAUUACUAUUUUGAUACUACUGCCAAUUUCUGUGCAGAGAUGCACUAAAUCAGUUAUUGUGUUAUAACUGUUCCUCAUUUCAGUAAGUGUCCUUACACGUUAAAAUUUACCAGAUGAAACUAUCUCACUGGUCAAAAGAAAAGAAAGGGGAUAAAUAGUAGGCUUCAGUUAACUAAACUCUUCUGAAACUCCACUGCUUUCCUAUGUAGAAAUCAGAUAAAGUUCUGCUUUCAGAUUCCUGGGAUUCUCUAUCUCUGUCUGUAGUCUGUACAGGCAAUAAGAAACCUGUCUUGUGCCUUUUUGUGCCUUUUUGUCUUUCUGAAAAAUUCAUACACUUCUGUCAAACUAAAUAAAUGUUAUGUGCAUUUCUA
This is a messenger RNA of Zonotrichia albicollis (white-throated sparrow), 10884 nucleotides long. Lineage: Eukaryota; Metazoa; Chordata; Aves; Passeriformes; Passerellidae. The record is from RefSeq and is a predicted model, not a curated record.